UGAAGAUGAAAUGAUGUGUAUGUGAAAAUUUUUUGUAAAUGCUCCGUGAUAGGCCUAUGUUGUUAUUAUCGAACUCCUAGGAAUUUCAAACCAGCUCAGUGUGAAGAAUCAUGAAAACUAGGCUACCACUAGUCCUCAACUUCCUGUCUGUUAAGGCGCAGAGUAUCUCCACCCAAUGAAAAGCCAAGAAAUGAAGGGAAAGGGACGGGUGGAGAACGCCGGCCGGAAUAGGAAGGGAGAAGGGAGGUUUUGCUGAGGUUAACAUUGACCUCGCAGGGCCACCGUAGGGCAGACCCUCGCAGCUAUUACGCUAUAUUCGGGGCGGGGCCGACAGGAAAUUUAAACCCGAGCCGCGGCCCAGGGCGCCUGGAGACUGGUCGUGUACUUGCGGAGAGGCCACGGCCACUCGGUCGUUUGAAAAAGCUCAUGGAGCCCGCGAAUACACUACGGAGACCUUGAGGAGGGAGCCAGGAAAGGGUACGGAUGCCGGGAAGGGGAAGAUGGGGUGACGGCAAAUUCUCAGAGCUGCAGAGUUCUAUGGCUGAGAGUAGGCUCCGGGCUCCUAUCGUAGGGGCUCAACUGGAAGUUUCCAGUUGUCUGGAAAAAUGCCGGAUGAGCUCUGCAGAUGCUGGGAGGCAGCCCUUCUCUGGAAAGUCCUUUUAUCUGGAUCUGCCUGCUGGCAAGAGUCUCCAGUUUUUGACGGGGGCCAUCCAGCAGCUGGGUGGAGUAAUUGAGGGUUUUCUGAGCAAAGAAGUAAGUUACAUCGUGUCCAGCCGCAGGGAAGUGAAGGCAGAGAGCAGUGCGACAGACCACAGAGGCUGCCCCAGUCCCAGCGAGGUCAGGGUGCAGACACCGUCCACGGCCCAUCCGAAGUGCGGCCACCCCCGGCCUCCACAGAAACCCACAGACUCGGUGCCUUUGAGCAGAGGGAAGGAGCUACUGCAGAAAGCCAUCAGAAACCAGGGGAGCAACAGUGGAGGAGGUGGCAGGAGCAGCAGCAGUCUCCUGACCAGUGCCCGCUCCUGGGGAGUGAGGAUCCUGCAUGUGGACGAAAUGAUGAUGCACGUGCAACAGCUGUCUCUUGACGCCUUGCGUGUGAAGAAACAGGGGCCAAAGAAGAAGCCAGAGGGAACGCGUCCAGCAGAGUCAAGAACGCGGAAAGUGGCCAGACUGAAGGCACCAUUCCUCAAAAUUGAAGAUGAGAGCAGGAAGUUUCGUCCUUUCCACCAUCAGUUUAAAUCCUUUCCUGAAAUUUCUUUUCUGGGACCCAAAGAUGCAAGCCCUUUUGAAGCCCCGAUGACCCUGGGCAGCUCGCAUCAUACCAGAGAACCCAAGGACCGAGAGCCAAGCCGGCGAUUGGCCACCCGCACCCCACCCAGGAGAAGGAAGGGCUUCUGUGAGUGCUGUCAAGAGGCCUUUGAAGAGCUCCACGCGCAUCUCCAGAGCGCCCAGCACCGGGGCUUUGCCCUAGAAGCCCACCCGUAUGCAGAAGUCGAUCGGGUCAUUGCCCAGCUCGGCCACAGCUUUGCUGACACCCUCUCGCAGGCCAGCCUCCCCAGGCAGCCAGGCUCCCCGUGUUCAGAUCGUGACCUGCUGUGUCCUGAGACUCCGCCUCCUAGCCAGCCCUGCCAUCCCAGGGCAGCAUCUCCCAGGAUGAAAGAGGAAGACGAGCAUCAGGCCCCAGGCACUCCAGAGCAGGAUGGGACGGUGGGCAGCAUGAAGGCAACCGAUGAACCUGUGGGGGCUGGUGAGAUGCUGGGACCAGUAGCAAGCUGCCAGGAGCUGGGAGGGUCAGUUGAUGUCAUUGCAGACCCCCCAGAGACACCAGUGUCCAGGAGCCCUGCACACCAGAGCCUCUUGACAAGCUCUGGUUCUACAGAACUCUCUGGCUCGGAUGUCGCACUUUUUGGCCACAAGCGGAAGAUACGGCUCCCCGGUGGCAAUCCUGAAAAGAGGUCAGGGGUCUCCCGGCCACAGGCCUCAUUCUUUGUUCCAAGAGCCACCAGCCCUUGUGGCGCCAGGACAGCCAGUGGCGGGCACCCCCUCUUCCUUCCCCCUCCUGAUUGUGAGCACAGGCCUCUGGCCCCUCUCCUCCCCUGGUGCCACCCACAGACCUGCCUCCCCCUCCCCACAGAUGGGCCAGCGGAGUGCUGGGCCACACAGCCCCCUUGGCCAGGGGAGGACAGCCCCCUGGGAUCUGAGGAUUCUGAGUGUGCCGCCCCUGGCCCGGCUGACCAGCUCCCUAACUGCCCUGUGGCUCCAGGCCAGCUGUCAGCCCACCUGCACUCAGCAGCUGACGUGCAGCCUUCAGGAAGACCCGCAGAGAGCCCGUCUACCUCUGCCCUGCUCUCAGCCAGCGGGGGAGCCAGCUGCUCCCAAUGGUUCUGGGCCUCCCAGCCUCCCUGUCUCAGCCCUAGCCCAGUGCCAGCAGAGAACUGAUACCAUGAGUCUCCUGGGGCAUGCAGUAGCUCUCUACUUGAGGGCCAGAUACACAGAAGUUAUACUCUGCUGAGUGCUGCACAGCCAGCAGGGGCCAGACCAAGCACAAGGAGGACAGCACCUCAGGGCCUCCCCACCAGAGCCAGAAGAGCCGCUGGCCUGGCCUUUGAAGUCCAAGAGAACAGCAGUUGUCAUGGCCAAGCUCUGUAGGCUUGACAGAGCCAGUCCUCCCACUCACUGAGUCUUAGGUUAGGACCAAGAGAGUCUGGGCUGGGGGCUGCCCUCUACCCCUUCCUCCAGCCAGCUCCCUGACCAGGCAGCAAUCUGAUGGGCUUGCUCAUCCCUGCCAGCUGCCCACACCAGGAGGCAGAGGCAAGGUUGGCAUAGGGAGGGACCACAAAGGAUCUAGAACGGCAGGAGCCCUGGCCUGGCUUCCUGUCCCUCUGAAGGCACUUGCCUCUUGCAGAGCCGAGUUUUGGUGUUCCCCACCCCCACCCCAGCCUCCUUUCCCAGGAGCAUGUGGCUCUCCUGCUUUCUGAAAUGCCUGUUUGUCCCCUCCCCCAGCCCCCCACGCUCAUGCACACAGAUCCUCAGGAACAUACGAAGCAGAGGAGGGGCUGGGCUGCAGCACCUCCAGAGCUCCCUCGCCCCCUUGCAUUUAGUGGGAGCCUGGCGCUGAAAUGACCUUUCUCCUGAGCCCAGGAUAUGGCCAGAGCCCCCUCUGGGGACCCCUCUGCUCUUCCCUGGCUGCCCUCUGCCAUUUCUGCUGUUCCAGGGUCGGGAUUCACCUGCCAACUUCUGCAUCACCCUCUUCUCUCCCUCCUUCCCCAAGGACCUCCCCCCAUUUCUUUCAGCCAAGCCAUUAAUCUGGAGACGAGAUGGGUUUGCUAUUGAUUCUUUGGCCACUUUUUUUUUUUUUUUUUUUACAUUUUGUGCUGUGGUUCUUCUCACCCUUCUCUGCGUCUGUGUGUUUGUUUCUUUAAAUGUUGAAGCUACAAGAAGCCUGGUGCUAUUCUGUGUCUCAUUUUGGAGGAAGAAAGGGGGGCCUCGCUGUGGGUGAGGACCUGAGUUGUUAGUUUGGAAAUAGAGCAACUGUGUGUACAACCCUCAUAGAGGUCAUGUUUGGCCUUUUUAUGCCAUUCCUGUUAAAUUUCACAAUUAAUCUUGGUUCAGGAACUGUAAAUAAAUUUGUUAAUAACAAAUAGCAAA
This is a messenger RNA of Felis catus (domestic cat), 3648 nucleotides long. It is a transcript of the gene DBF4B, whose product is annotated as DBF4 zinc finger B. NCBI's taxonomy places the organism in Eukaryota, Metazoa, Chordata, Mammalia, Carnivora, Felidae. Gene Ontology annotation, molecular function: zinc ion binding; protein serine/threonine kinase activator activity; nucleic acid binding. Gene Ontology annotation, biological process: regulation of cell cycle phase transition; positive regulation of nuclear cell cycle DNA replication. The record is from RefSeq and is a predicted model, not a curated record. Gene Ontology annotation, cellular component: nucleus; Dbf4-dependent protein kinase complex.